This is a messenger RNA of Hypomesus transpacificus, 3063 nucleotides long. It is a transcript of the gene rnf168, whose product is annotated as ring finger protein 168. The record is from RefSeq and is a predicted model, not a curated record. The transcript is spliced from 7 exons. Lineage: Eukaryota; Metazoa; Chordata; Actinopteri; Osmeriformes; Osmeridae. Gene Ontology annotation, cellular component: site of double-strand break; nucleus. Gene Ontology annotation, molecular function: ubiquitin-protein transferase activity; nucleosome binding; metal ion binding. Gene Ontology annotation, biological process: double-strand break repair; protein ubiquitination. The coding region runs from base 758 to 2269 and encodes 503 amino acids.
AUAUUUUACAAAAUAAAACCUGUCAUGAAACCUGGAUAUAUGUUUAUUCCCGCCAUUCGGUUCUGUCAUCUUGCAGUCAAAGUUUUUUUGGUCAGAUGCAUAAACAUAAAGCGUGUGGGUAACACAAGUUUAAAAGAUUUUCACGUUUUGUCCUGAAACAAACUAGUUUGUCAACAAAUACCGCAUUCAUGAUGAAAUACCCCACUCGAGAAAAUUGAUCAAGGCGCCUAAAUUAUGCUUAGCCUACGUAUUCAGGUAAACCGCUAAUUCAGGUAAGGAAAUAGUUUACCGGUGAAUCCCGGGGUUUGUUCGUAAAACAAACACGGAUUUGUGCGUACUCACCGUCUGUGAAUUAGGCCCAUUGUAUUUCACACAAUAUAAACUAUAUUAGCCUACGUUUUCCAAAUGUAAUUAGAUUAGUCCAACCAAUAUUUUAGUUUGUACGCGAACCAUGACAACAACAAAAAACAUGCGGAAUGCCACAUAAUUAAUUUUCAUUAAUCCCCAACUUUCGUAGCGUCUACCCCGGAUUGGUGAAAGCUUCCAGGCUGAGGUAACCGCGCUACCAGAGCAACUUUCUGGCGCGCUAGCAGCCAUUGGUUUUUCGCAAGACCUGCUGUUUAAAAAGAAGCUUGGUGGAUGCACCGUCAGGAUUUAAUGGAAUCGUGCUGAAUGGAAUUUCUAGUAUGUUUUCUUCAAGCGAAAAGCGACUGAAACGCUGGACGUGAAAGCUGUCAGAACUGGAGAAGGCGAAGCCAUGCCGCCGGUAUCCGAGAUGGAGGUGUCUGCUUCCCACGGAGGGUCUACCGGGGGCUUGUCCCGAGCGGACUGCCUCUGUCCAGUCUGUCUGGAGAUCUUCCUCGAACCGGUCACGUUACCGUGUGGGCACACGUUCUGCAAGCCCUGCUUUCUGGAAACCGUGGAUAAGGCGAACAUGUGCUGCCCGCUGUGCCGCAAGCGAGUGUCGACCUGGGCGCGGCACAACGGCCGCAACAAGACACUGGUGAACAGUGAGCUGUGGCUCCAGGUGCAGGCGGCCUUCCCCGCGCAGUGCCAGCGCCGACUGGGAGGCCUGGAGGUGGACGAGGAGGAAAUAUCGUUCUUCAGGCCGCAGGUGUGUCUGCCAGGAGAGGUGAGGCAGGAGUACGAGGAUCAGAUCAGCAAGCUGGCGGAGGAGAAGCGGGCUGUGGAGGAGGCGGAGAGGAGGGCCAGUGAGGAGUACAUCCAGCGUCUCCUGGCGGAGGAGGAGGGCCGCCUGGUGGAGGAGAGCAGGAGGCAGGAGCAGAGGCAGCUGGAGGAUGAUGAGAGGCUGGCCUGGACGCUCAGUGAGGAGCUGAAUCAAAGCCCGAUCUCAGAAUCACAGAGGAACACUCGUUUGAAUAAAAACCCCCUGGCCAAGAGGAAACCACACACCAACGCUGGAGAUAUAGAGAAGUUCUUAAGCCCUCUCCCGAGGCCCCUCAGCGAUCCAGAGACCAGCUCCAGCCUCGCGGCCAACAAGGAGAACGUUUCCUGCCCAGACAGGAAGUCCUCCACACCCAGACCAGACCUCUGUCAGGAGCAUCCCAGCAUGCAGUGCGUCGCCACAACGUCAACAGAAGGCUCCAUGCACCCCUCAACUAGCCACACCCCACACACAAACUCCUCCCACAUCCACCCCUCCACAGGCCCCUCCCACACCAGCCCCAAGCCAGUGUCUGUAUCCAAGAGGAAGAGCUCGGAGCUGGGUCCCAGGGAGGAGGUGGAGGCUUUCAGCAAACGUCCGUGCCCAGCGGGGUCUCCCCCCGGGGGCGGAGAGCCCCCCUGGGCCCCGGAAGAGGCCACGCUGCUUCAGGAGCUGGCCCAAAGGGAGGAGGUGCUGUUCAGGCAGCAUGAGGAGGACCACAGGCUGGCCCAGGCCCUGCAGAAGGAGCUGGACCAGGAAGUGGCCCUCCAGGCUGUCGACCGCAGGAAGGGCUCCAGCGACCAGUACCUGCUCCGACAGAAGCCCAGCCGCGUUCAGUCCAGCUCGGGGCCGGUGGCCGCCACUCCCCCCUGCACCAACAGGGAGCGCUCUCGCUCGGCCAGCGCCACCAAACGGGGCGCGUCGGAGAGGAGACUGUCCAGCCCCAGGGUGAGAGGAGGAGGGGGGCAGGGCGGCCCCAGGGUGAGAGGAGGAGGAGGAGGAGGGGGGCAGGGCGGCCCCUCCAGCCCUGCUGCACCCUUGCUCUCCAUGGGUAGAGCCAGCAGGCAGGCCUCCCUCAUGGACAUGUUCCCCCCAGGACAAUGAGUCCUCCUCAGCCUGACACCGUCACUAACCCUCCCUCUCCACCUCCAGGGAGAGCGGGGAAGAGGGGGGGGGAGCAGGGAGGGGGGGAGAGCGGGGAGGAGGGGGAAAGGUUGGCCUUUUCUCUUAGUAUUGUUUGUGCCUUUUGAAACUCAUGCCUUGAGCUGGGUAGAGUAGAGAGGACUUCCACGAGGCCUUCACCUCACAGGACGUGCUGAGGAAACAGAGAGGACUUCCACGAGGCCUUCACCUCACAGGACGUGCUGAGGAAACAGAGAGGACUUCCACGAGGCCUUCACCUCACAGGACGUGCUGAGGAAACAGAGAGGACUUCCACGAGGCCUUCACCUCACAGGACGUGCUGAGGAAACAGAGAGGACUUCCACGAGGCCUUCACCUCACAGGACGUGCUGAGGAAACAGAGAGGACUUCCACGAGGCCUUCACCUCACAGGACGUGCUGAGGAAACAGAGAGGACUUCCACGAGGCCUUCACCUCACAGGACGUGCUGAGGAAACAGAGAGGACUUCCACGAGGCCUUCACCUCACAGGACGUGCUGAGGAAACAGAGAGGACUUCCACGAGGCCUUCACCUCACAGGACGUGCUGAGGAAACAGAGAGGACUUCCACGAGGCCUUCACCUCACAGGACGUGCUGAGGAAAGACCCCAGCUCAGGGGAGCAGCAACACCCAUGGUUAUCAAAUCUGGUUCAUAUUAAACUGUUUAGUUUUUUUUGUUCCUCUCCAUUCUUUAGACCCAUAUACUGUAUUAACUAUGAAAUAAAAUCAGACACAA